This is a messenger RNA of Penicillium oxalicum, 1554 nucleotides long. RefSeq names its product mevalonate kinase (gene erg12). The record is from RefSeq and is a predicted model, not a curated record. NCBI's taxonomy places the organism in Eukaryota, Fungi, Ascomycota, Eurotiomycetes, Eurotiales, Aspergillaceae. Gene Ontology annotation, biological process: isoprenoid biosynthetic process; ergosterol biosynthetic process. The transcript has 2 exons. Bases 1 to 1554 code for a protein of 517 amino acids. Gene Ontology annotation, molecular function: ATP binding; mevalonate kinase activity. Gene Ontology annotation, cellular component: cytoplasm.
AUGCCCGUCAACGGCGCUCAUCGUCGCAAUGGCAGCGUGAGACGCGCAAGCUCGCAAAAAAACCAGCGGCGUCCGAUUGCGCAUUUCGACCUCGAUCCCGAAUUACCUGACCGGUCCCUGGUCAAUGGGAACGGCAGCGGCAACGGCAACGACCCAGACUCUCUCGACCAUUCGUCCGAUAACAGCAACGCCGCCACUUCUCAGAACCACAACGGCACGAACAAACGUCGACCAAACAUGCCACGCAAAGCAUCCUCACCGAUGGCGCCCGCCUUUAUGGUGUCGGCGCCAGGCAAGGUCAUUGUAUUUGGCGAACAUGCUGUGGUUCACGGCAAAGCCGCUUUAGCAGCCGCGAUCUCUCUUCGCUCCUAUCUUCUCGUAACAACGCUCUCCAAGUCACAUCGUACGAUAACGUUGAAUUUUCGCGACCUGGGAUUGAAUCACACGUGGGACAUCGACACCCUGCCUUGGAACGUCUUCCAUCAGCCAUCUAAGAAGAAGUUCUACUAUGAUCUGGUCACGGAGCUCGACCCUGAAUUGGUCGAUGCCAUUCAACCCCAUCUUGAGCCCGUCUCGAGACAUCUCCCGGAAGAUCAGCGCAAGAUUCAUGUCCGUUCCGCAUCAUCCUUCCUCUAUCUCUUCCUUUCGCUCGGUUCUCCGCAAAGUCCCGGCGCCAUCUACACCCUGCGUUCGACCAUUCCUACGGGAGCCGGCCUCGGCAGCAGUGCCAGCGUGUGUGUAUGCUUGAGUGCGGCGCUGCUUCUGCAAAUCCGCACGUUGGCAGGGCCACAUCCAGAUCAACCGCCGGAGGAGGCAGAGACACAGAUUGAGCGCAUCAACCGCUGGGCCUUUGUGGGUGAGAUGUGUAUUCACGGAAACCCCAGUGGCGUGGACAACACGGUUGCAUCUGGGGGCAAGGCGGUGAUCUUCAAGCGGCCGGAUUAUCUCAAGCCCUCGAUUGUCAUUCCUAUCCCUCAAUUCCCUGAACUGCCUCUCUUGCUCGUCGACACGCGGCAGUCUCGUUCGACCAUGACCGAGGUCGCGAAAGUGGGCGAGUUAAAGAAAGCGCACCCCGUGGUGACGGAGUCCAUCUUGAAUGCCAUUGACCAGGUGACCUGCUCCGCGCAGCGUCUGCUCGAGGAACCCGACUUUGUGGGCGAUUCAAAGGAGACUCUGGCUCAUUUCGGUACUCUCAUCCGCAUCAACCACGGGUUCCUUGUCUCCCUGGGUGGUUGGACCAAGUUGACCGGUGCUGGUGGCGGCGGCUGUGCCAUGACCCUCCUCCGACCAGACAUUCAACCGGAAGUCGUUCGUGACUUGGAACAGAAGCUCGACAGUGAGGGAUUCACCAAGUACGAGACGACCCUCGGCGGUCGUGGUAUUGGAGUCCUGUACCCUGCGGUGCUGCGCACAGGCUCUGAUGAAGAGGGCGGUGUGGAGAUCGAUCAGCAAAAGUUCGAGAAUGCCGAGGGCCCUGAGGGCAUUGAAGAGCUCGUAGGGGUCGGGUAUCACGAACACCGCGAGGGUUGGAAGUUCUGGGAACGUGCCACAUAA